This is a messenger RNA of Xenopus laevis (African clawed frog), 6848 nucleotides long. RefSeq lists its product as uncharacterized. The transcript is spliced from 7 exons. Bases 893 to 5293 code for a protein of 1466 amino acids. The record is from RefSeq and is a predicted model, not a curated record. Lineage: Eukaryota; Metazoa; Chordata; Amphibia; Anura; Pipidae.
GCAUCUUUUUCAAUGCAAAGAAGGGGACUGCGGAGAAGCACACAAAGGGGAAGCUGCGAGCUGUCAUUUACUACCUGCAGGGGUUACAUAUUACCUACAGGGGCCACACACUGCUGCAGGGAUUACAUAUUACAUACAGGGGCCACACACUGCUGCAGGGGGUUACAUAUUACAUACAGGGGCCACACACUGCUGCAGGGGGUUACAUAUUACAUACAGGGGCCACACACUGCUGCAGGGGUUACAUAUUACAUACAGGGGCCACACACUGCUGCAUUGAACACACUGACACUGUAACACACAUAUACACUGCUGCAGGGGCCACACACUGACACAUAUAAUACACACACACACCCACUUCCAACCUCAGUGACAGGCAGUUUGCAUUCAAGGGGCACACACACUGCCACGGAGACAACUACCAGCUCACACCCACAUUUCUACCCUGAUACCCUCCGGCACUACCCCCUCUCCCAGUCCUCUGUUGCCCAACACAAAGAACAAUACAGCCCCAUGUCCAUCAUCCUGAGGAGCACACACUUUAACCUAUACACAAAGACUCCACUCACUACAACUCCCAUCACCCUCCACAGGGGGACACAGACUCAAGGACCUGCCGCUGGGAAUGGAUAUUUGAUGGUGUAGCUUGAUACUUCCUGGACUAACCAGUGACAGCAUGAAGAGACCCCUGUCUGUGAGGAUGGAUGUGCUUUAUAACUGGGCCACCAGCCACUUCCCCCCUGGCACCCCUAUAAAGCUCUCCACAGAAGAGAAUUCAUGUGAGUACUAGUGGGAUACGUUGCCCUCCAAGGUACGGACUCUGAGCACCAUCAAACAGCUCCCCAGAUCUCUCCUCCAGCAUCUGCCUGUAAAUUCCUCAUGCCCAUCUGCUAUGACAUACAUCCCUACUGCUGAACAUCCCUGGCCCAUUGCUCAGCUCUGCUUCAAACAUGGCUUAAAGGAGCUCUCGUCCUGCAGCAUGGACCCAUUAAAGGGCACAGAUACUCAUAUCAUGGGAGGGGAUUUCCAUCUGCUGCAGACAUGUUACACAGGUAACACAGCAGUAACCAGGCUGUAUCGGAGCCUGGAGAAUCUACACUGGACUUCCAUUUCAGAUGCAGCUGUUUACAGUCAUUUUAGAAGCAGGGACAAUGAUUUUAUUCUGCACUGCAGACAACCCAGGCACACGUCAGGAGGGAGCACAUUAGCUCAAAGCAUGGCAGAGAUAAGUGAAAAUGCCAUGGUGAGAGCUACAGUUCACAAAUACCUGGCUGGGCCUCCAAUCUGCAAAGUGCAACAGUGGCUGUUACCUACGGGAGAUGACAAGGCCUCACCUGAAGGUGCCAAGAGAGAUCUGAAGGAGAAGCUUAGAAAUCACAGCUCCAAAAUGGCAGAACCACACAGGCCAGUGCGACCACUUACUUGCCUAUCUAGUCACACAGAAGAGCAGCGGCCUCUCCAGCUGCACAUAAGCAGUAUCCCCUGUAGCCCGGCACUCACUAACAGCACAAUGCCAGUCACAAGGCAAUGCACAUGUACUUUUCACUACAGACCGAGCCAUGAAUACAUCAAACAAGAGGCCUUCAGAAGGCUUCAACUCCGGAGACAAAACAGCUCUCCCAACCUGACCCUCCAUCAGAGAGAGAAGGAGAACCGGGGAAUGGUGAAGUCAAAGACAUCUGAGUCUUUCAGGGAACAAAAACAGGGUACUGAGAAGGAAUGGGAACCAGCGGUGCAGGAAAGAAAGCACAGCAGGCUGUAUAUACCAACCUUUGAAGAAUUUAAAAAGAUGCACAACAAGGAGAAAUGUCAUCCUUCUGAAACUGAUACUAAGUAUCCUUCAAAUGAAAAGACUAUAGGUGGCUCCCUGCUCAUUAAUGAAGACUCAUCAGUCCAAAGACUGGAUAUCUGGUCAAGAGACACUGAUAUACAGAUACCUUCAGUUUCCCAUAGGAACCAUUGGCCUUGGUUGUACAAGGAUAAGUGUGUCUCUAAGGUUGUGCAAAACUCAAAUAGCUUGUCCACUGGUGACUUCUUUUCUGUGGUUGUACAGAAGUCUGCUGAUUUGUCUACCAGGAACUGUAACCCUUCUGGUUUAACCAAGAGAAAUACUGCCUCAGGAGCUCAAAUUUUUUCUGGCUUCUCAACAGGAAACCAAAUAUUUUCCUCUACUGGGAACCUAGACUCUAUGGUAGCACAAAAAUCUACCAAUUUGUCCCCUGGGGACUUUUAUUCUGUGGUUGUACAAAAGUCUGCUGAUUUGUCCACCAGGAACCAUAUGCAAAACUCCACUGGUUUAUCCACCGGAGGCUUAUCUACUGGUAACCAUUAUGCUAUAGUAGCACAAAAAUCUACUGGACUCUCCUGUGGGAACCUUGACUCUAUGGUAAUGCAUAAAUGUACUGGUUUGUCCUCCAGAAACCAUAUUUCUAAGGAAGUGCAAAGCCCUACUACUUUAUCCAAUGAAGACAUUGACUCUGGAAUGUUGCAAAAUGCUACUGAUAACCUUGACUCUUUUGUGGUAAAAAGUUCACCUUAUUUGUUCACUAUGAACCAUGACUCUGUGGUAGUGCAAAACGCUACUGAUCGAUCCACUGGCAAUGAUGACUCUGUGGUAGGGCAACAUCUUACUGGUUUGUCUUGUGAGAGCUAUGACUCUAUGGUAGUGCAAAACUCUACUGCUCUGUCCACUGGUAAUGAGGACUCUAUGGCAUUGCAAAACCUUACGGGUUUGUCUACUGGAAGCCAUGACUUUGUGGUAAUGCAAAAUUCUACUGAUUUAGCAAUGGGAAACAAUGACAGUGUGGUAGUACAUAACUCAUCUGGUCUGUCCACUGGGAAUCAUGACUCUACUGACUGCAAGACUAAAACGGUCUCUCAUGGUCUCUCCCAUGGACACAGUGACUCAAUCCAAGAAUCAAUGUCUGUGCUUUCUGUAAUGCAUGUAGAUCUUCACCAGUUCAAACUCCCUUCAGGAGGGAGUGGUAAUUCCGGCAGGACCCCACUCAUAGCUCAGGAUGAUUCAUUAGAAGCCAAAGGACACCCAACUACAUACAGCUCUGCAUUCCCAGCUCCCAUUUGUUCCAGCCCCUCUCCAAGGUUUCCUUUGCAGUCUGUGACCCUACCCAGUCAUAAAGGGGAGCUUAUGAGAUGUGAACAUCUUGUGUCCAAUGGCAGUAGCUCUAGUGGAUUCCCCAACAUUGCUGGUCAGUGUGUAACCUCUGAGCCUCCAUCUUGCUGUCCAUCUUUGCUUUUAGAAGCAACUGAUCUAGCUGGGUACAGUGCCAAGCUGCAGAAAAUGAAGGAUGGACUCAUAGGAUCAGCUCUGGACCUCAUAAAGAAAAGUUGUAGUGCUGAAUCUACUGUUGAGUCUCCAACCAAGGUAUCAUGUGACCUGCUGAAAACUGAUCUCACCUCCCCAGAGAAAAGCAAUAGAUCUUCUCCUGGCACCAUGGCAACGCCAAGCUCCGCAACUGUGGGCAGCAAUGAGAUGGGAGUUGACACCAAAAUGAGUCUCUGUGGUUCUACUUGCCGGAGGUCCAGCUCUGAUAUGACUUAUGAAAAUGUAGAAACAGGAAAGACCCCACGUGGGUGCCGCCUGCGUCCACAUUUCAGUGACCCCAUGCCUACUGAUGCAGUGAAGAGGAAGCAGCUGGAGCUGAAAAUUGCAGCAGCCGCUCGGCACCAUGCACAGAGGAGGAGACAAGACAAAGAUAAUGGCCCAGUUCUAAUGAAGGCCAACACUACAACAUCCUGUGUCUCUGAGAAGGAAACCAGUUCAAAUGCUGGACAGCACCACCGAUCCAGACACCGCUGGAGCAACAUCAGCAGCCUGAGUACAGACAGUGGGAUUGUGGGAGUUAAUGAUGAGAAGGAAGAGGGUGAAUUGAGCAUGAGAAGGGCCACAAAACCAGCAGAGGUGGAAAGGGUGGACAGUGGGAUAGGAGAUGCCUUCUCCAGGAGGUGCAGACGUCGAGUAGCAGAAGGCUCAGCUUCAUUGGAGGCAUGGGAGGCCCAUCGCCCUUGUACAGACUGUGGGGAGAGAGACCUGGGAGUGGAUACAGGGUACAGGGGCAAACAGAGGGAAACCUUAUGCACCAAAUGCCUGAUGCACAGGAUGGAGAGGAAAGAGGCCAUUAUGGAGUUUGUGAACACUGAGGCCAGUUAUGGGGAGGACCUGAAGAUCAUUAAAGAGGAGUUUUAUAUCCCCAUGCAGAUUGCAGGGCUCCUCACCAAUGAGCAGCUCUUGGUGAUCUUCACCAAUGUCCAGGAGCUCAUAGGCCUAAACGAAAAGUUCCUGGAGGUUUUGCAGGAGGAGAUCGACCAGGCAUUUGAUCAGGAGGAUGACGACCUUAUAACUGUUUGCCUUGGGGAGGUGUUCCUGGAGUUUGUAAAUAUGCUUCCGGCCUUCCAGACUUACUGCCUCCAGCAUUCGGCCUCAAUCACAUUGCUCAACGCUCUGGAGAAGGAGAAAGAGUUGCUACGGAUAUUUCUGGACGUGUCUCAGAACGACAACACCGCCUUACGGCGGAUGAACCUGCGAUCGUUCCUAAUCGCUCCAUUACAGAGGGUCACGAAGUACCCGCUCCUCCUCAGCCGAAUCCUAAAGAGCACCACCGAAUUCCAUCAAGACCACUGCAGCUUGUGGGAAGCCAAGAGUCGAAUUGAAUCACACCUAGAGCACAUUAACAUGAAGACCAAGCAAGAGGGGAACUCUUGGACAAUACGUUCUUUCCGAAGGGAGAGCAAGAGAACCAGGGAGGUAACCAAAAUCGAGAUGAGAGAGUUAGCCAUCAAGCAGGUGGGUUGGCCAAGAGAGGACACACGCUUUAUAAAAGAAGGGGUGCUACAGCUUGCCCAACCUACUGAUGGUCAGUGGAUCAAGAAAGGUUGCAAAACGCUUAAGUUCCAGAAUAUCCAGGCUCUGCUCAUGGUCAAUAUGAGGAGGGUGUCAGUGUCAGAAUCAAGUCUGGAAGCCAGCACCACUGAGAACCCAACUGUUAGGGACGCAGUGCUGGUUGUGAUCAAAGAUAAGAGUAACGGGAAGUUUGUGUUUUUCCGGGAGCCUCUGAAACUCAGCAACUGUGUGGUGUCAAUCGACCCUGACUGUGAUGAUACCUUUGAACUGCUGGAGAUCCGACGAGAAGGAUUAGUCCUCCGGGACAGAGACAUCACCCGGACUCAUCACUGGUACCAGCAGCUCAAGAUCUACUCCGGGUGGUUGGGAACAUGGAAGAGACGUCGUAACGCACUGCCCAACAUUAUGAUAAGUACCACACAAUGCAGGUCGUGAACCCAUUGGUGGUUCCUCUGCUAAAAUCCCUGAUGGGGCUGAACUCCUCCAUGGGCUGAUCCUGGAAAAAUAACAGAGAUCUGGUUGUUUCUACUUUCUGUCAGAUCUAGUUUUAGUUCUGUCACAUUCCAGCAGAAGCCACAGCACGGCACAUUCAUGGUUUCCAAAGGGGAAAAACAGCCACAAGAUUAUGCUAUUAUCAGUUAAAAGAACAAAUCUAAUUGGGUUAUGCUGAGCAAAUUUGCACAUAAACUAUUGGAUCAGAUGCAAGCACUUGGGUGAGGGAUCCAGUAUGGGUUGGUUACAUAAAAUGAUUCAACAGAGUAAGGAGUUUUUGCUUUGCUGAGAUAUAUAAAGGUACGACUAUAACCUCUGGGUGAUAUUGUCACAUAGGGAAUCACUGUUCAAGGGGAACUGCAAUCAUUCAUUAUCUCAUGUAAAACCCAUUGAUUAUAUAAACUAAAAUGAUUCAUGUUUACAGUAAUUAUAUAAAUUAAUUAGCAGCCCCCAGUGUAGCCAAUCAGUGCAGUGUCUUUCCAGAUGACUCCAAGAGUCACAUGCGGAGCCCUAUUUUUAAUAUAAUAAGGGGAUGGGGCAGGCAUAUUAAGAAUAGGGCUCUGCAUGAUUCAGAGCAAUGUUACAGUCAGGGUAAAGUGACCACUUCCAGGCAAUUGAGAGUAGUCACGUCUUUGUUCUGGUGAUGUCAUAUCUGAAGAUACACAGCACGCAUUUAAGGGGAGCUCAAGAAAGGAAGCCCUAUCAGAUUGUUAGAUAAGAUUUACUGCACUGACAUGGCUAAGGGAAACCUUGUUUAUUCUAUUGUUUCACGGGUUAUGGCAGAACAUGGAACAGCUAGAUCAAAGGCCUUGGCAGGCAAAAGGUUAAAAAAAACUACAUGACUAGGGGACUGGAGUUUAAAGGCAGAGUGACAAAUUAUGGCAGUUCCCCUUAGAUAUGGAGCAGGGUUUGGGUAAUUAUAAUUACCAUGUGGAUUAUAUUCAUUUAAACCUUGGAAUUAAGUUGCCAUGGAUAGUGCAGAACAGGAUUGUGAGCUCUGUGUGCAGCCUGCUGUGCUGGACUACAAUUCUCAGCAUGUAAUUGAUACACAGCAGAAGAUAAACAUUCUGCAGAUUCCUGGUUUAAGGGUCUGGCCACACGGGCAGAUUUGGGGAGUUUAGUCGCCAGGCUAGUUUCCUUGAAAACGAAAUGCUCUGUGUGCCUGCCCCCAGGCGAUUUUCAUUUUAGCCGGUGGAAGGCAGGGGAAAGCAGAUCGGGGAAAUUAGUUGCAGCAAAGAAGAGGAGAUUUGUCGCCUGGCGACUAAUCUCCCCGAAUCUGCCCAUGUGGCUAGACCCGUAGUGGUUAGCAAUGAUUUUGAGGGUUAAACAUGAUAUGAAGGGAUGAAGUGCAGAGAGGAAAUUGACUCAAACACACAGCAGAUUCUACAUGAAACAUCUCUGGGCUCCGGGGCCCGCGGCUCACAACGUGCCUUUCCUGCUCAAGUGAUGCAACUGCCUGAACUAGUUUUCUUUUUUAAUAAAUUGGAAAUGUCAUUGA